Striga hermonthica is the source of this 495-nucleotide messenger RNA. The record is from the annotation of a GenBank genome assembly. Lineage: Eukaryota; Viridiplantae; Streptophyta; Magnoliopsida; Lamiales; Orobanchaceae.
AUGGCAGACGGCGAUGUGAGGAAGGGGACCGUGAAGUGGUUCAGCGACCAGAAAGGCUUUGGGUUCAUAACCCCCGAUGAUGGCGGCGAGGAUCUGUUCGUCCAUCAAUCGGCGAUCAAAUCCGAGGGUUUCCGUAGCCUGGCCGAGGGAUCCGCGGUCGAGUUCGUCGUCGAGCAGGGCAACGACGGCCGUGACAAGGCGGCGAACGUGACCGGGCCCGGCGGUGCGGCCGUACAGGGCAGCAACCGCGGCGGAUCUUACGGCGGCAGGGGCGGAGGUUACGAUGGGGGAAGAGGGGGAGGCGGCUACGAUGGAGGCAACAGGGGAGGCAGCGGCCGAUCUUAUGGCGGUGGUGGAUACGGCGGCGGAGGUGGGACGACGAUGAUGGCAUGGUGGUGUUCUGCUCAACGACGGAAAAAGGUCACCGGGAUGGAGCAGGACCUCCCGACAGUGAUGCGCAGCGAAGAUGGAGGCGCUGCGGUGGCCGAGGGGUGA